ACCGAUUACCGACAUACCAUUAUAGAACAUCCUCUUAUUGUCUAAAGAGUAUUAUUAUUAUUUUUAUUAUCAUUCUGUGGUAUUACUGCAGUAUACUGUGUACAGGUUAUUACUGAUUACUGAAGUAGAGUUACAACUUACAACAUACAGAGUACAGACUACAGAGAACAGUUCACAGUUGUAAAGUUUACUAACAUUUGGAGGAACUUGGUGUUCGUUGUACGAUUUUUUCGCACCUUGACUUACAAGCAUUUGACUAUUUCCAGUCUUCGAUACUCUUUUGUACUUUACUUCUAUAAAGCCAAACCAACGUCAUGUCACUAUACCCUUCUUUGGAAGAUUUAAAAUUGGACGAAUUCAUUAAGACACAAAAUCAAAUUGUCCAACAAAAUGACAAUCCACCUCCGUUUAUGGCUAUUUGUCCACCGCAUCCAUCAGGUAUGGAUCAAGAAUCACUAGGUGCCAUGUACCCAAUACUCAAUGAUUAUUUGGGAUUAGAGCUCAGUAUUCUAGCACAGAAUAACAGCCUAGAUAAUCCUUCCCAGAAAAUUCAAACAAAAAAUAACACUGUAGCGAUUCCAUUCCAGGAUAUUCCAACACAUGUGACAAAUGGCGUUCGUAAGUUGGUGUUAUGUAAAGAUGGAAAAGGACAAAUAGGAUUAAAAAUGUCUUCAUUCAACAAUGGCAUAUUUGUUAGCGUUGUAAUUCAAGACAGUCCUGCUGCUAAGGCUGGGUUAAGAUUUGGUGAUCAAAUACUACAAAUAAAUGAAGUUUUUGUUGCGGGAAUGAGUGUUGAUAAAGUGAACAAAAUUUUUAGAGAAUGUUCAGUAAAUAACAUAAGUGUUAUUGUAAGAGACAGGCCUUUGGAACGUACAAUAAAUCUGUACAAAGACCGUGUUGGUCAAAUUGGAUUUCAGUUUAAAAAUGGUAAGAUUAACAAUAUUGUCAAAGAUUCAUCAGCAGCUCGUAAUGGAGUGCUCACAGAUCACCAGUUAUUGGAAGUCAAUGGACAAAAUAUUAUUGGCAUGAAAGACAAACAAAUAGCGGACAUUAUUGCUAAUGCUUCAGACUCAAUUAGUAUAACAAUCAUUCCAGUUUCAAUUUAUGAACACAUGAUCAAAAAGAUUGCACCAUCAUUGAUCAAGAACAUAAUGGAUCAUUCAAUUUAAAAACAAACAAGAAACCUACUCAUCUGUUGAAGUCAUGUUUAAAGUUUAUUAUUUACUUAACAUAGUUUUAUUUUAAUUUGUUAUUUUACUGUGCAUGGAAAGGUCAUCCAUUAAUUAAUAUCAUCUAGUUAUUUUUAUACAACUUUAAUGGGCAAGAUAUAUCAAAUUAUACUCACUACUUAAAUUAAACUAUCAUUCCAUUGAUUCCUAUA
Messenger RNA from Myzus persicae (green peach aphid), 1381 nucleotides. Its product is annotated as syntenin-1-like. The transcript has 5 exons. Gene Ontology annotation, cellular component: plasma membrane; cytoplasm. Gene Ontology annotation, molecular function: protein binding. The coding region runs from base 315 to 1169 and encodes 284 amino acids. Lineage: Eukaryota; Metazoa; Arthropoda; Insecta; Hemiptera; Aphididae. The record is from RefSeq and is a predicted model, not a curated record.